UCCAACAUAGCAACACCCAAAAGAUUUAGAUAACAAGAUAAACCUCGGACGCUGUCGCUGCAAAACCAAAACCAAAACCUUUCUAACAUCUCAACAACAACAAUGGCUUCUCUUUACUCUUCUCUCCUCUCGCCACCCAAUUUCCUUUCCCUCACAACCUCUCCGAGCUCCUCCGCUCACAUUAUGCGACCCCUUCUCACCCCACGACGCCGUUUCGGGAGACUCUUUGCGGUGGCCGAACAAGCUACGGUGACCGAGGCCGCCAGGAAGCUCUACGUUGGCAACAUUCCUCGCACUGUCACCAACGAUGAGCUUGCCAAGAUUGUUCAGGAGCAUGGUGCUGUUGAGAAAGCUGAGGUUAUGUAUGAUAAAUACUCUGGAAGGAGCCGUCGUUUUGCAUUUGUUACGAUGAAAACUGUUGAGGAUGCAAAUGUUGUGAUUGAGAAACUUAACGGCACUGAAAUUGGAGGGCGUGAAAUCAAAGUAAAUAUAACUGAAAAACCUUUAUCAACACUAGAUUUGCCUUUACUCCAAGCUGAGGAAUCCGAAUUUAUUGACAGUCCCCACAAGGUGUAUGUGGGCAAUCUGGCCAGGACAGUAACAACUGAUACUCUUAAAACGUUUUUCUCUGAGAAGGGAAGAGUUCUAAGUGCCAAGGUUUCACGGGUCCCUGGUACCUCAAAAUCCAGUGGGUAUGGUUUUGUUUCUUUUUCAUCAGAAGAGGAUGUAGAAGCUGCAAUCUCGUCUUUCAACAAUUCUUUGUUAGAAGGGCAAAAAAUUCGUGUGAACAAGGCUUAGCGAAUUAGCAAUGUUGCAGAGCAUGUUGUACCAUGUUUCUUCUAGCAGGAACAAAGUAUACUCUGAGGCUGAAACCACUAACAAAUGUCCUUGUAUAGCACAAACCUAAUCAUUUUCAGUUGAUAAGGUUCUAAUUUAUGAGUAAAAUAGUGGUUCAUGCUUCUGUUGUAGACAUUGCACCUUUAGUCCAGGAUAUUGAGACCUCACUAUUUCUUCAUGGUUGUGUUGCUCCUUUUUUAUCUGCUCCAAUGUUGCGAUUCUUGUUGAUAUAUGCAUGUAUUCAAUUCAUUUUUUUUGUCUGAAUUUGAGUUACCAUCAACAUUAUCAAUGAAUGAGGACUCUAGGAAGUUCAACAGUA
Molecule: messenger RNA, 1156 nt
Organism: Cajanus cajan (pigeon pea)
Lineage: Eukaryota; Viridiplantae; Streptophyta; Magnoliopsida; Fabales; Fabaceae
Gene: PSRP2
Product: RNA-binding (RRM/RBD/RNP motifs) family protein
Biological process (GO): chloroplast rRNA processing
Cellular component (GO): chloroplast thylakoid membrane
Molecular function (GO): mRNA binding
Source: RefSeq, a predicted model, not a curated record